Molecule: messenger RNA, 1075 nt
Organism: Pyrenophora tritici-repentis Pt-1C-BFP
Lineage: Eukaryota; Fungi; Ascomycota; Dothideomycetes; Pleosporales; Pleosporaceae
Source: RefSeq, a predicted model, not a curated record
AAACACCACCUCAUCCCACAUCGUGUCAUUCCUUACCGCUCACAUUCGAACACCGCAAAUGCCACCCGUUGCAGUCAUCGAGCGCGAGGCGCCAGAGGUAGUACCUCACGCGCCCAAGCCAGUGCGAUCGCGCCUCCCAGCAGCCCUGCGCGUGCCAAUUCUCAUUACACUGAACCUGGGCAUCAACGCGCUGCUAUGGGAGUUUACAUCGAAUUUCCUGGCCUCGGAGCUCGGGGCUAUUAGCAGGGUCCCGACUGAGAACGACAUCACGUCGUUUUACUCUCCUGCGGCGCGAAUUGCCAUGCGCUGCUUGACUGUCGGACUGGCCUGGUUCUUCAACUACGACUUCAUUGAUGUCAUGGCUCUGGUCGUCCUCACGUACGCGCCCUACACGUACUUGAUCAAUACCUUUUACGAGAUCACGACCGUGACAAGUGUCGUCGACCUCUUCAUCGAAAUCGCGUCCUAUGCCGUGCCCACGUACCUCUUGCGCCCGCGCUCAAUCGUCCACAAGAGCAACGCGCCCCUACGCAACCGCUUUCUGCUUAACAGCAUUCAGGUGCAGCUGUCGAGCGUACUGUUGGCUGCCGGCGUAUACGUCGUUGUACUGUGGAGCGGACUGAAGACUGGUUACCUCAACCUCUUUCUGGUUCAAUUCUUCGACAUUUCCACUCUUGAGGACGCGCAUCUCGAAACCCCCGUCUCGCUAGCCUGCAAGACGCUCAUCGUUGGCACCGCUGCCAAAGCCUUCCUGCUCGACCCUUCGUUUGCCGCCCAGCCGCUUCCCGGUGCCGAGACGCCGGUUGAGGAGUUUGAUCCUUCGACUGCAACGCUCACCCAGACGUUUGAGCACAACUUCUUCAACUUCAGCAAGAGGACGCGCACACUCAUUCAGCAGACAAUCAUCUUGAACACGUUCCUAUUCAUCGGAAACGUGCAAAAGUGCAUGACACUGAAGGGCACCGAGUUUGUCGGCGCACUGGGAUAUGUAGGUGUGUGGGUGGUAGCAAACACUGUGAUUUCGCUGUGGUUUGGAUGGAUUGGCGACACGAGCGCAGACUACGAGCCGUUGUAG